UUGCUAAAACAAUUCUUCCGCCGGUUUUGGAUAUGGAAGAAGAAAUCAAAUACAACGUUUUAAUAAUUCCAAACAACGAAAUUGGUGACCAAAGUGUCACAUCCAAGUUUAACAUCGGUUGGGAGGAGGUUCUGAGCAGCUUGCGGAGCAUUGUAAUCGCCAAAAUUGACACAAGUGGCUCGUUAGGGCGGGGCGAAGAGUGGCUCAAAUCAAUCAGGGGUCAAAUUGGCGCCCGGGAGUCAGACGAGAUACUGGCCUCUAUGAGGUACCUCCGUUCGUUGCAUUAUGUUACGGAGAAGAUGGGCAUUACAGGACAGUCCUAUGGAGGACACGUGGCCUUGUCUACAAUGAACUCAGAUUUUAAUGACGUUAUUUCUUGCGGGACUGUCCUUUCACCCAUCGUAGAUUAUGCGUAUAUGAAUUCAUAUGUACACACCAAGUAUAAUAUACCUGCUGGGUACCACAUAUCACAAGGACCAAAACUGCUGAAAAGCGCCGCAAAUAUGAAAAAGCAUUCCUUAUUCCUUUUACAUGGGACACUGAAUGAUCGCGUUCAGUUCCAACACACUGCUCAAUAUAUCAAAUCACUUGUGGACGCUGGUGUAAGCCAUAUGCAACAGAUCUACCCUGAUGUCCGGAACAUUUUUGAUUCUCACUUGUUGCAUGUUGUCAACAGCAUUGAACGUUUCUACAUUGACUGUUUUGGGCUGGAUCCUAAUUCUGAUCCCGUUUAUAUAGUGGAAGAUGAGGAGGAGGACUAACGUACAUUUUAAUCAAUUUAAAAGAGGUUGUGACUUUCUCCUGGACAGAAGUACUGGUUUAUAGGCAGGAAACAGAAAGUGAUUCUUUAAUCUAUCAGAUUUCGCCACACUAUUACAACAAAAGCUAACAUGAAUUAUAAAGGUACAAUGCGACAGGAAUGCUAACAAAAAACAUGUGAUGGGAAAUUGAAUCGAAGAAAUAACUAAAAAUACAGAAGAAAAACACGCGCGAAACUAAAGAAGUGGAUGACUGGGGAGCAAAGAUCAGAAACUGCAAUAUGGCGAGGAUCUCGUAAACAAAGACAUAACAAACUGGAAUCGUACACGAAAUAAAAGAAAAGAAGACAAAAAAAGCAUCACACUAAAGGAAACCAAAUAAUUUGAAAAAUAUUGAUGUAAAGUACGUUUACUAGAAAUAAGAACGUAGUCAAAUGGUGAUGAUGUGGUUGACAUAAUCAGCAAAACGAAUAAUUUGCUGCAGAAAUAAAUAUUACCUCAAAAUGUAUCGAAGAAGCAAAUAAUAGCUUUACAAACAAUAUGUUCCGGGUUUUUUCACACACUAUUGUUAUCAAUUCGCAUAUAAUUCUGUAAAGAACCUGUUAAGAGAUGGAUUGUUGACCAGCAUGGCACGGUUCAACUUAAGAAACCCGACCAAAAUAGAAGCUUGUUUUCAAAUAUUAUCUCCAUUAUUCACAUUGUUAAAUGCUGAUGCCUGGUUUGCAAGCAUUUCAAAAGACACUAC
Molecule: messenger RNA, 1503 nt
Organism: Mya arenaria
Lineage: Eukaryota; Metazoa; Mollusca; Bivalvia; Myida; Myidae
Product: inactive dipeptidyl peptidase 10-like
Exons: 8
Coding region: 33-761 (242 amino acids)
Biological process (GO): proteolysis
Molecular function (GO): dipeptidyl-peptidase activity; serine-type peptidase activity
Source: RefSeq, a predicted model, not a curated record